Carcharodon carcharias (great white shark) is the source of this 3538-nucleotide messenger RNA. RefSeq names its product cGMP-dependent 3',5'-cyclic phosphodiesterase (gene pde2a). Gene Ontology annotation, biological process: positive regulation of gene expression; regulation of mitochondrion organization; cGMP catabolic process. The transcript has 30 exons. The record is from RefSeq and is a predicted model, not a curated record. Lineage: Eukaryota; Metazoa; Chordata; Chondrichthyes; Lamniformes; Lamnidae. Gene Ontology annotation, cellular component: synaptic membrane; mitochondrial matrix; mitochondrial inner membrane. The coding region runs from base 197 to 3004 and encodes 935 amino acids. Gene Ontology annotation, molecular function: 3',5'-cyclic-AMP phosphodiesterase activity; protein homodimerization activity; 3',5'-cyclic-GMP phosphodiesterase activity.
GUGUGCACUGAGAGAGCAAGUGUGUGUGUGUGUGCACUGAGAGAGGGAGCGAGUGUGUGUGUGUGUGUGUGUGUGUUGUGGUGCCGCUGAGAGAGAGAGAGAGAAAAAGAGAGAGAGACACACAGGAGACGGAACAGACUGAGCGGAGAAAUAAGAGGAAGAGAGAAUAUCGGAGCAGGGGCUAGGAGAGUCAGCAAUGGUUCUGAUUCUGCAUCACAUACUCAUUGCACUGUUUCAAUCUUUCAGGCGGGGACAGCAUGUCACUUUAAAGCCAGAGAUUGACCCAUCCAGCUCUGUGGUUGUCCAGAAUGCCUUGCUGGAGCUGGCCACUGUUAUUGAUACACUCUCCUUACGAGCUGUCAUCAGUGAUGUUCUGUCUACCGUCAUUCCCAACGUGGAGAACAUUUUCAUUUACCUGCUGGACAUGAGCUCGAACAAGAUGCUGUGCGAUAACCCUCCACAUGAGAUGUCCAAUGAGGGGAGACUAAGGGAAGCAGUAAUUAGCAAGAAGAGGAUCGAAUGUAACGGGCUGCACAAAACUGAUGUGCAGGUGACGAGGAUGAGCCACAUGGUGGCCCCUUUGCCAAGCGACAAACAAGUGAUAAUUAUCCCGGUGGUGGACGAGGAAAUCGGGAGAGCGAUAGCCGUGAUUUUGGUUUAUUGUGGUCUCCUGGACAAUACUGAUGCACCAUCCCUUAAUCUGCUGGAAAAACAUAUUUCUGCGACUUGCAAGCGGGUCCAGACUCUCCUUAACCCGUUGAGCUGGAGCCAUAUCGGGUUACAUCAUAACUACACAGCGGAGGUGGAGCCUGCCUGGGCCUUCGACGAACUGGACCACAAGAUCCUCCAGCUGUGCGGUGAACUCUAUGAUCUUGAUGCUGCCUCUCUUCAGCUGAAAGUUAUUCAGUAUCUCCAGGAAGAGACUCAGUCGGCCUGCUGCUGCAUGUUGGUUUUAUCCGAAGACAGCAGUCAACUCUUCUGCCGGGUUGUUGGAGACAAGGUCCUGGAAGAAGAGAUCACCUUUCCGUUGUCAUUUGCUGAAUUUGAACAGUCAGAGGGAAACAGUAAAUCGAUGACAUUGAAUGACCUCACUGGGAAGCAGCAUCAGCAGCUCAACAACAUCCUAGGAUUCGAGGUUUACUCCAUGUUGUGUGUUCCUGUCAUCUCUAGAGCAACUGCGCAGGUAGUCGCCAUGGGCUGUGCAUUUAACAAGCGAUCAGGCCAUUAUUUCACUGAGAUCGAUGAACAAACAAUCCAGCAUUGCUUCCGUUACACUGCAACUGUCCUGACCAGCACGAUGUCCGUUCAGAAGGAGCAGAAACUGAAGUUUGAAUGUCAGGCUCUACUUCAAGUUGCAAGAAAUCUCUUCACACAUUUGGAUAAUGUUUCGGUCCUGUUACAAGAGGUCAUUCAGGAAGCACGUAAUCUUACCAACGCGGAGAGCUGUUCCGUGUUUCUCUUGGAGCAGAACAAUAAGGAACUGGUGGCGAAGGUGUUCGACGGGGGAUUUGUGGCUGAUGAGUCUGCUGAGUUCCGGAUGCCAGCCGACCAGGGGAUUGCAGGGCACGUGGCAACAACAGGCAAGAUUCUCAACAUCAAGGAUGCCUACUCUCACCCACUAUUCUACCGGGGGAUAGAUGACAGCACGGGCUUCCGGACCAGGAACAUCCUGUGCUUCCCUAUCAUCGAUGACAACAACCAGAUUGUUGGAGUGGCCGAGCUGUGUAACAAGAUAAAUGGACCCUGGUUCACAAAGUUUGAUGAAGAUCUGGCUCUGGCAUUCUCCAUCUACUGUGGGAUCAGUAUUUCCCAUUCACUGUUGUACAAAAAGGUUCAUGAAGCACAGUACAGGAGCCACCUGGCGAAUGAGAUGAUGAUGUACCACAUGAAGGUAACGAAUGAGGAGGUAAUGAAAAUGCUGAAGUACGGGAUACAGCCUGUCGAUGAGAUUCAUCCGGAAUUUUCCAAACUCUCCUUCACACCGCGGUCCGUUCUGGAAGAAAACACAACCAUGGCUAUACUGGGCAUGGCCGAGGACAUGGGAUUCACAACCACCUACAAGAUUGACGUGAAGACUUUAACAAGGUUUUGUAUGAUGGUUCGACGAGGUUACAGGGACCUUCCCUACCACAACUGGAUGCACGCCUUCUCUGUCACACAUUUCUGCUACCUUCUCUUCAAAAACCUGCCACUGCAUGAUUUCUUGGCGGACAUGGAGAUCUUAGCUUUGUUUGUGUCGUGCAUGUGUCAUGAUCUGGACCACCGAGGGACCACCAACUCCUUUCAAGUGGCAUCAAAGUCGGUGUUGGCAGCAUUGUACAGCUCCGAAGGAUCGGUCAUGGAGAGGCACCAUUUUGCGCAAGCCAUUGCCAUCUUGAACUCUGAAGGGUGCAACAUCUUUGAGAAUUUCUCCCGAAAGGAUUACCAGAGAAUGCUGGACAUGAUACGGGACAUUAUUCUAGCAACUGACAUGGCUCAUCACCUACGCAUCUUCCCACAGCUCCAGGAAAUGGUUAAAGCUUACGACAAUGAUAGCGCCACCCACCACACCCAGCUGUUGUGCCUGCUGAUGACUGCCUGUGAUCUCAACGAUCAAACCAAAGGAUGGAAGACCACAACAAAGAUAGCGGAACUGAUUUAUAAAGAAUUCUUUUCACAAGGAGAUCUGGAGAAAGCAAUGGGGAACAAUCCACUUGAGAUGAUGGAUAGAGAAAAGGCCUAUGUCCCAGAGCUCCAGAUCAGCUUCAUGGAACACAUCGCCAUGCCAACUUACAAGCUCCUGAAGGACAUCAUGCCUCAGGCCGAACCUCUGUACCUGCACGUAAAGGCAAACCGGGAUCACUGGGCUAAGGUCGCCCCGAGGUUCACCACAACAGGGCUUCCGAGUGACAACUCCCUGGACUUUCUAGACGAUGUGGUUACAGAUGUACUAACCCCAGCAGACAUUUCCCCAGAGACUGAGAGAAUCCUACCAGAGGAGAUGGAAGCCACUUCUGAUCAAUGAUUAUUUUUAUUCCAGUUUAAAAGAACAGAAAAAAAAAUACAAAAAAAAUCAAGGAAGCGACAGACAACAGCAAAUAUUGGCAUCUUUUAAAUUUAUUUAUUUUUUAUAGGCCUGAAUAUUAAUUGAGUGGUUGUCCCUGUUGUCUCUUUCUCACUCAUCUUUUUUGACGUUUGCACUCAACAGAAACAAAACACUUGCAUUUAUGUAGCACCUUUGAGGUAGUUAAAAAGUAACAUCCCAAAGUGCUACAAAGGAGCGUUAUCGGACAGAGUUUGACACCCAACCGCAUGUUAGGACAAGUGACCCGAGGUUCACCCCCACGAGGUCGGUUUUUUUUUUGUUAGGGGGCCUCUGAAAGGAACAAAAUAGAGGGAUGGAGAGCCGAUUGGAGGGAAUUCCAGAGCUUGGGGCCCAGGCAGCUGAAGGGCAUGGCCACCCAGUAGAGGGCCGACUAAAACCGGGGAUGCUCGGGAGGCCGGAGUCGGAGGAGGGCAGGGGUCUCGGAGGAUUGUGGGGCUGGAGGAGAUUCCAGAC